AUGGAGGCUAGUGCUGGGCUCGUCGCCGGCUCCCACAACCGCAAUGAGCUCGUUGUCAUUCACGGCCAUGAAGAGCCAAAGCCAUUGAAGAAAUUGGACGGGCAAGUUUGUGAGAUAUGUGGGGAUGAGAUUGGGCUCACGGUGGACGGGGACCUCUUUGUGGCGUGUAAUGAGUGUGGAUUCCCCGUCUGCCGGCCUUGCUAUGAGUACGAGCGUCGCGAGGGCUCCCAGCUUUGCCCCCAAUGCAAGACUCGCUACAAGCGCCUCAAAGGGAGCCCAAGAGUGGAAGGGGAUGAAGAUGAGGAUGAUCUAGAUGACAUAGAGCACGAGUUUUACAUAGAAGAUGAGCAAAAGAACAGGCAAAGUCACAUUGUUGAUGCAAUGCUCCACGGGAAGAUGAGCUACGGCAGAGGCCCUGACGACGAGGACAUCAACUCUCAGUUCCCACCCAUUAUCACCGGCAUCAGAUCUCAACCUGUGAGUGGCGAGUUGCCAAACGGAUAUGGAGAACAGAUGGCUCCAUCUUCAAUGCAUAAGCGUAUCCAUCCCUAUCCGAUUUCUGAACCAGGAAGUGAAAGAUGGGAUGAGAAGAAAGAGGGAGGAUGGAAGGAGAGAAUGGAUGACUGGAAACUACGGCAGGGCAAUCUUGGGCCUGAACCUGAUGAUGCCUAUGACCCUGACAUGGCCAUGAUAGACGAGGCUAGGCAGCCACUUUCUAGGAAAGUUCCGAUUGCAUCUAGCAAGGUCAAUCCAUAUCGGAUGGUGAUCGUGGCUCGGCUCGUAAUCUUGGCAUUGUUCCUCCGGUAUCGAAUCCUGAACCCCGUGCACGAUGCAUUUGGCCUUUGGCUGACUUCGGUCAUAUGCGAGAUAUGGUUUGCUAUCUCUUGGAUCCUGGAUCAGUUCCCUAAGUGGUACCCUAUCGACCGUGAGACAUAUCUCGAUCGGCUUUCUCUCAGAUAUGAGCGGGAAGGUGAACCUUCCAUGCUUUCACCGGCCGAUAUAUUCGUGAGUACAGUCGAUCCCAUGAAGGAACCACCGCUUGUUACAGCAAACACGGUUUUAUCAAUCCUGGCUAUGGAUUAUCCUGUUGAUAAGAUCUCAUGCUACAUUUCUGAUGAUGGUGCCUCGAUGCUCACCUUUGAAGCUCUAUCUGAGACAGCUGAAUUUGCUCGGAAAUGGGUACCAUUCUGUAAGAAGUUUGCCAUUGAGCCUCGAGCUCCAGAAAUGUACUUCACCUUAAAAAUCGACUACCUCAAGGACAAAGUCCAGCCUACAUUCGUUAAAGAACGGCGUGCCAUGAAGAGAGAAUAUGAAGAGUUCAAGGUCCGGAUUAAUGCAUUGGUGGCAAAGGCAGCAAAAGUUCCUCCUGAAGGGUGGAUCAUGCAGGACGGGACUCCAUGGCCUGGGAACAACACGAAGGACCAUCCAGGAAUGAUCCAAGUGUUCCUUGGUCAUAGUGGAGGAGUCGAUUCAGAGGGAAACGAGCUCCCCCGUCUUGUCUAUGUGUCUCGUGAGAAGCGCCCUGGGUUCCAACACCACAAGAAAGCCGGUGCCAUGAAUGCUCUGGUUCGAGUUUCUGGAGUCCUCACGAAUGCCCCAUUCAUGCUAAACUUAGAUUGUGACCACUACAUAAACAACAGCAAGGCCGUACGGGAGGCAAUGUGCUUCUUGAUGGACCCACAGAUUGGGAGGAAAGUUUGCUAUGUUCAGUUCCCUCAGAGAUUCGAUGGGAUUGAUAGGCACGAUCGUUAUGCCAACAGAAACACUGUCUUCUUCGAUAUUAACAUGAAAGGCUUAGAUGGAAUUCAAGGUCCAGUAUACGUCGGGACAGGGUGUGUUUUCCGGAGGCAAGCACUGUAUGGUUACAGCCCUCCAAAGGGUCCGAAGAGGCCAAAGAUGGUGACCUGCGACUGCUGCCCAUGUUUUGGCAGCCGAAGAAAGGCCAAAAAGUACGCUGCAAAUGGUGGGGAUGUCGAAGCUGCAAGCCUACAAGGAAUGGACGAUGACAAGGAGGUGCUGAUGUCUCAGAUGAACUUCGAGAAGAAAUUCGGGCAGUCUGCCAUUUUCGUUACUUCAACAUUGAUGGAGCAAGGUGGGGUCCCUCCUUCCUCAAGCCCUGCUGCCCUGCUCAAAGAAGCCAUUCAUGUCAUUAGCUGUGGGUACGAGGACAAAACUGAAUGGGGCCUUGAGUUGGGCUGGAUUUAUGGAUCAAUCACAGAGGACAUCUUGACGGGCUUCAAGAUGCACUGCCGGGGAUGGAGGUCCAUCUACUGCAUGCCAAAACUCGCAGCAUUUAAGGGGUCUGCCCCCAUUAACCUGUCAGAUCGACUCAACCAGGUCCUCCGGUGGGCCCUUGGUUCAGUUGAGAUCUUCUUCAGUCGUCACAGCCCGGUCUGGUACGGUCACAAGGGUGGGAACCUCAAGUGGCUCGAGCGGUUCGCUUACAUCAAUACAACUAUCUAUCCCUUCACUUCACUGCCCCUGCUAGCCUAUUGUAUUCUCCCCGCCGUUUGUUUGCUCACUGAUAAGUUCAUCAUGCCAUCGAUAAGCACCUUUGCUAGCCUCUUCUUCAUAGGCCUUUUCCUCUCGAUCUUCGCCACGGGCAUCCUCGAGCUGCGGUGGAGCGGUGUCAGCAUUGAAGAGUGGUGGAGGAACGAGCAGUUUUGGGUCAUUGGUGGUGUGUCCGCCCACUUGUUCGCAGUGAUCCAAGGUCUGUUAAAGAUUCUGGCUGGAAUCGACACCAACUUCACUGUCACAUCCAAAGCCACGGAUGAUGAGGAGUUCGGAGAGCUGUACACUUUCAAGUGGACGACCCUUCUGAUCCCCCCGACAACCAUCCUGAUCAUCAACCUAGUAGGUGUGGUCGCCGGGAUCUCCGAUGCGAUCAACAACGGUUACCAGUCUUGGGGUCCGCUCUUCGGGAAGCUAUUCUUUGCAUUCUGGGUGAUUGUCCACCUCUAUCCGUUCCUGAAGGGGCUGAUGGGCAGACAGAACAGGACACCAACGAUAGUCGUUAUAUGGUCUAUCCUAUUGGCCUCGAUCUUCUCCUUGCUGUGGGUUAGAAUCGAUCCGUUCGUCCUGAAGACAAAAGGGCCGGACACGACACAAUGUGGCAUCAAUUGCUGAAAUUUCCUGGAAAUGUUAUGGGCAUUUUUGUCUCAAAAAGACUCAAUAAACCUAUAGGGGUGGGGGAUUUCUUUUGUGUAGCAUAAAGUCAAAAAAUAUCAAGUUUUGUAUGUGGAUUGAGUGUCCUUUGUGAACUACAAGGAAACUGCUCAUUUGAUUGUGGUAAUUGAGCAAUAGUGCCAUACCGUAAUUCAGAUUGAAAUACAGACUCGCAAUCUUCUAUGAAC
Messenger RNA from Punica granatum (pomegranate), 3353 nucleotides. The record is from RefSeq and is a predicted model, not a curated record. NCBI's taxonomy places the organism in Eukaryota, Viridiplantae, Streptophyta, Magnoliopsida, Myrtales, Lythraceae.